Messenger RNA from Populus trichocarpa (black cottonwood), 808 nucleotides. Its product is annotated as DNA-directed RNA polymerases II, IV and V subunit 6A. The coding region runs from base 122 to 529 and encodes 135 amino acids. Gene Ontology annotation, molecular function: DNA binding; DNA-directed RNA polymerase activity. Gene Ontology annotation, biological process: DNA-templated transcription. The record is from RefSeq and is a predicted model, not a curated record. The transcript is spliced from 6 exons. Gene Ontology annotation, cellular component: RNA polymerase I complex; RNA polymerase III complex; RNA polymerase II, core complex. NCBI's taxonomy places the organism in Eukaryota, Viridiplantae, Streptophyta, Magnoliopsida, Malpighiales, Salicaceae.
GUAAAAUAUAAAGCAAUGCCAGCGACAGUGUUUCUUGCUCUCUCGUAUUCCGGAGACAGAAAGGGUUUUAGACCUACAAAGAACCAGAGAGAAGCUCUCCUUCCUUCUUCAAGAGUCAAUAAUGGCAGACGAAGAUUACAAUGAUGUUGACAUGGGAUAUGAGGAUGAGCCACCAGAGCCUGAGAUUGAAGAAGGGGUUGAAGAAGAUGCAGAUAAUGAUAACAAUGAAGAUGACAAAGGGGAACCAAUUGAAACUGAAGACAAAGAGGAACAGGAACCAGUGGAGCGGCCUCGUAAAACAUCAAAAUUUAUGACAAAAUAUGAGCGUGCGAGAAUUUUGGGAACCCGUGCUCUUCAAAUCAGCAUGAAUGCUCCCGUGAUGGUUGAGUUGGAGGGUGAGACUGACCCGCUCGAGAUUGCUAUGAAGGAGCUUCGUGAGCGAAAAAUACCUUUCACCAUCCGUCGCUACUUGCCUGAUGGAAGUUUGUUCUUGUUCUUUAAUGCGCCCUGUGGAAUUAUCCAGUUAUGAAGACUGGGGAGUUGAUGAACUAAUCGUGGAGGACUCGUGGAAGAGGCAAGUGGGAGGUGAUUGAGAAACCAAGAUUUGGUUGGUGAACCCUGUUGCAAUUUGAUCAAGUUGGAGAUAGUUUAAAGCCUUGUAUAAUAUGUAACCAAAAGUAUUUGCUCUAAUUGCUCGGAACAUGACCUGUGAAACUAAACUGAAUAUGUGGUGUUAUGACAGAUUUUGAACUCUAGAAGUGCUUGUGAUUCUUAGAAAGAAAUGAAUGUGGGUGCUUUGAAUUUCAAA